Molecule: messenger RNA, 6555 nt
Organism: Camponotus floridanus (Florida carpenter ant)
Lineage: Eukaryota; Metazoa; Arthropoda; Insecta; Hymenoptera; Formicidae
Gene: Kdm5
Product: lysine-specific demethylase lid
Exons: 18
Coding region: 426-5195 (1589 amino acids)
Biological process (GO): chromatin remodeling
Cellular component (GO): nucleus
Molecular function (GO): histone demethylase activity; DNA binding
Source: RefSeq, a predicted model, not a curated record
GCAAGCGAAACACGGAGCGGAAUAAUCAGUUACGUACAGUUACGGUGAAUCGUGUGACAGGCUGAUGCGUCUCGUCGAUGUUGCGUCCGCGUGAUACGUCGCGUUCGCGUCGUUCAUUGUCAAGCGUAGCAAUAACAGCGUGUGUACACGCGGAAAACAUGAUCGGGAGGCAGGAACGUCGUGGUUACGUGGUCGUACGAAAGUUAAUCCGAAUUGAGUAAUCGAGCGUCGCGGAAGUGAACAUCGUCUAGCGUGGGCUCCUCGCUCUAGAAUUUCAAGUGCGUGCAUGCGUACGUACGUACGUACGUACGUACGUGCAUACGUGCCAGCCAGCGGCCAAUCAGCCGAGCGGUGUGAAAGUAGCCGCGAUCCCCAGAGCGGGCUCGAGGAGUAACUGCGGGGCUCGUCGUUGCGUUCGAGACAACAUGGCCUGCGAUCGCGCCGAGAGCGACUUUGACUUUACGGUACCGCCAGAGGCGCCGGUAUUCGAACCCACCAACGAGGAGUUUCACGAUCCCCUCGCGUACAUCGCGAAAAUACGCCCGAUCGCCGAAAGGUCCGGCAUCUGCAAGAUUAAACCGCCGCCCAAUUGGCAGCCACCAUUUGCCGUGGACGUGGACAAAUUUAAAUUUGUUCCGAGAAUACAAAGAUUAAAUGAAUUAGAAGCUAAAACCAGGAUAAAGCUUAAUUUCUUAGAUCAAAUUGCAAAAUUCUGGGAGCUCCAAGGUUCCUCCUUGAAGAUUCCACUUGUAGAACGUAAGGCAUUGGAUUUGUAUUCCUUACAUAAAAUAGUUACAGAUGAAGGUGGUAUAGAAACUGUAACAAAAGAAAGAAGGUGGGCAAAAAUUGCCAAUAAACUGGGUUAUCCAUCAGGUCGAAGUGUAGGCAGCAUAUUAAAAAAUCACUAUGAGAGAAUUUUAUAUCCAUUUGAUGUUUUUAAACAGGGAAAAACAUUGUCAGAUAUUAAAAUCGAGCCAGAAUCAGACUUGAACGAGAAGAGGGAUCGAGAUUAUAAGCCGCAUGGUAUAAUAUCUCGUCAGCAAAUUAAACCGCCGAAUGAGAAAUUUUCGCGGCGAUCGAAACGGUAUUCCGGCCAAGAAGAGAAGCAGGAUGUAUCAAUUAAACAAGAGGACUAUAAAGAGGAAUGCGACUCAGACAACGAAUGCAAGGAUAAAGUUAAAAGCAGGCAUUUCACUUUUGAAACGGAUAAAAGCAAGGAGCUUAAAAAAUUACAAUUUUAUGGAGCAGGACCGAAAAUGGCAGGUUUUAAUACCAAAGAGGGAAAGAAAUCUAAUAAGACACGCGGUUUGAAGCUUGUUUACGAGUUUGAUCCUUUGGCAAAAUACAUUUGUCACAAUUGUGGAAGAGGUGACAAUGAAGAGAACAUGCUGUUGUGCGACGGUUGCGACGACAGCUAUCACACUUUUUGCCUUAUGCCGCCUUUAACAGAAAUACCAAAGGGUGAUUGGCGAUGUCCUAAAUGCGUCGCCGAAGAAGUCUCUAAGCCUAUGGAGGCUUUCGGCUUUGAACAAGCGCAAAGGGAAUACACAUUGCAGCAAUUCGGAGAAAUGGCCGAUCAAUUUAAAAGUGACUACUUUAAUAUGCCUGUUCAUAUGGUUCCAACAUCAUUGGUGGAAAAGGAGUUCUGGCGAAUAGUUUCAUCUAUCGAUGAGGAUGUGACUGUAGAAUAUGGCGCUGAUUUGCAUACGAUGGAUCAUGGAUCUGGAUUUCCGACUAAGACCAGUGUCAAUUUAUUCACCUGCGAUCAGGAAUAUGCCGAAUCUUCAUGGAAUUUAAAUAAUUUGCCAGUCUUGCGUGGCAGCAUCCUAGGUCAUAUUAAUGCUGAUAUCAGCGGCAUGAAAGUUCCUUGGAUGUAUGUUGGCAUGUGCUUUGCCACAUUCUGUUGGCACAACGAAGACCAUUGGAGUUAUUCCAUCAAUUAUUUACAUUGGGGCGAACCAAAAACAUGGUACGGUGUACCUGGCUCUCAGGCAGAGCGCUUUGAACAAUCCAUGAAGUCCGCUGCACCAGAACUGUUUCAUAGUCAGCCUGAUUUAUUGCAUCAGCUCGUUACCAUCAUGAAUCCGAACAUAUUGACGAGCGAAGGAGUGCCAGUAUUUAGAACAGAUCAGCAUGCAGGCGAAUUUGUCGUGACAUUUCCAAGAGCAUAUCACGCAGGUUUUAAUCAGGGUUAUAAUUUUGCUGAAGCCGUCAAUUUCGCACCUGCAGAUUGGCUUAAGGUUGGACGAGAUUGUAUCACGCAUUAUUCGAAUUUGAGGAGAUUUUGUGUAUUUUCUCACGAUGAGUUAGUUUGUAAAAUGUCAUUGGAUCCAGAUUUGCUAGAUAUUGGUAUUGCAACAGCUACAUAUUAUGAUAUGCUGCAAAUGGUUGAAGAUGAAAAGAAAUUACGAAAAAACUUGCUGGAAUGGGGCGUGACGGAAGCGGAACGGGAGGCGUUCGAGCUUCUACCGGACGAUGAGAGACAGUGCGAGGCAUGCAAGACUACUUGCUUCCUGAGCGCGGUUACAUGCUCGUGUCAUAACUCGCAGUUGGUGUGUUUAAGACAUUUCGCUGAUCUGUGCACCUGUCCACCAGAGAAGCACACUUUGCGUUAUCGGUAUACGUUGGACGAAUUGCCAAUCAUGCUACAGAAGCUAAAACUGAAGGCCGAGUCGUUCGACUCGUGGGUGACCAAGGUGAAGGAGGCGAUGGAUCCCAAGAAUGAUAAGAUUGAGCUGAGCGAAUUGAGGGAGCUUCUCAACGAGGCUGAGAACAAGAAAUUCCCUGAGAGCGAAUUACUCACAGCUCUAACCACCGCUGUGCAAGAUGCUGAGAAGUGUGCGAGUGUUGCGCAACAGCUGUUGAACAAUAAACAGCGUACAAGGACUAGGCAAUCGGUUGAUACCAAGUAUAAACUCACUGUAGAAGAAUUAACACUUUUUUACAAGGAGAUCACCAAUUUGUGCUGCGAACUUAAAGAGUCGGAUGGUGUAAAGUUUAUACUUGAUCAAGUAUUGCAGUUUCAAAAGGAUGCGGAGGAAUUGGAGUCGAAAGAUGAAGAGUGUGAUGUUGACAAAUUGAAGAAAUGCAUCGAAUUUGGAGACUCUAUUUGCAUUGAUCUGCCUCAACUUGUGCUAUUGAAACAAAGAUUAACACAGAUACAGUGGCUAGAAGAAGUAAAAUCCCUCCAAGACGAUCCGAAAGCAGUCAGCCGCGAAGAGGUGGCCAAGCUAAUCGAGAAAGGCAUGACGAUACCGCCUCAUUUUAGAAUCGAAAAUACACUGUCGGAAUUGCAUGCUUUAACAAAAGCAAUUGAUAAAUGGGAAGAGAAGGCUAAAAUAUUUCUUCACUCGAAAAAUAGACGAACAAUUACCAAUGUGGAAGAAUUUAUUCACGAGGCAGAUGAAGUCGAGGCAUACUUGCCGAGCUUAGAUAGUCUUCAAGAUACACUGAAUAAGGCAAAAAAUUGGACAAAGCUCGUAGAUGACAUACAAACGAAAGAGAAUUUUCCAUAUUACGACACUCUGGACGACCUGAUAAGGAAAGGCAGAAAUAUUUCGUUGCAUUUGGAUGCUCUUCCGACACUGGAAGCUACGCUAUCACAGGCAAAAGCAUGGAAAGAGAGAACUGCGAGAACAUUCCUGAGGAAAAACUCCCACUACACGUUAAUGGAAGCUCUAUCUCCGCGAAUUGGUGUUGGUGUGCAAGCGAUGAAGACUAAAAAGCAUAAGGGCGAUGAGUCCGUAGGGGCUGUUUAUGUCUGUGAUACAAAAUUGGAUGACUCUAGUGAUUCGGCGAAUGUGGUUGCUGCCUUUAAACUAGCAGAGCAACGCGAGAUGGAGGCAAUGAGAAGCUUGAGGGAGAGAAAUCUGAUGAAGAUGAAAGCCGAAGUGGAAGAUUCCAAAUACUGCGUUUGCCGGCGACCAAGAUUUGGCAUUAUGCUUCAAUGUGAGCUUUGCAAAGAUUGGUUUCACACAAACUGCGUGCCUUUACCUAAGACAUCAUACAAAGGUAAACCUCCAGGUCCCAGGGACAUAAAAUUCUUAUGUCCAUGUUGUCUACGUUCUCGACGACCUCGUCUAGAGACGAUACUAGCCCUCUUAGUGAGUCUCCAGAAAAUUCCAAUUCGAUUGCCAGAGGGAGAGGCAUUGCAAUGCUUGACUGAACGUGCAAUGAAUUGGCAGGAUCGAGCGAGACAAGCAUUGGACACUGAAGAGAUCUCAUCGAUAUUGGCAAAACUUUCUGUGAUGUCGCAAAAAUUAGUUGAAGCGGCAGCGAGAGAGAAAACAGAAAAAAUAAUCAGCAGCGAGUUAAAGAAGGCAGCAAAUAAUCCUGAAUUACAUCAAAGAGUGCAAGCCAUCGCACCUCUCAGUGGAGUGCAUUCGGAUGAUAGCACACUUAGUACUGCUGAUGACGAUGAUGAUGUCAUUGCUAUGGAUGACGAACCGACGUGUAGUACCUUCAACAGCAACGAACAUGCAUAUUCAUAUAUUUCAAAAAUUCGGCGGAAAGUUCAAUCGGAUGACAGCGGUGGCGAGUCGUUUGGCCUAUUAUCGUCAAACGCGAGAUUACGUUUAGAGGAACUGAUGAUGGAGGGCGAUUUGUUGGAAGUUGCUUUAGACGAGACGCAACAUAUCUGGCGUAUUUUAAGUCACAUGAAUAAUCAUAACACUAUGCGAAAGUAUAAGUCAUUGGAAGAGGUUCAAGUGAAUCCCAAUCAGGAGAUAAAAGACAUAAAAAAACGAGGAAGGAAGCGGAAGGAGGAAUUCGAAUUGUUGAAAAAAAUUGGACGGCAGAAAGUCGAAGAGAAAAACGCGAUUAAACGAAAUAAAAGCAAUCCUGUCAUUAAGGAGAAGAGACAGAGCAGUUCACCGGUUCUCAUGAAACGUGGACCUCGUAAGAUGAAGCGUAAGAGUGAAGGUGAUGAAGGUCCUAGGAAGCGAGGUGGUAAUCGCACGAAAAAAACCAAACAAGAAAGCUCAGAUGAAGAGGAUGACUGCGCAGCGGUUAACUGUUUGCGGCCUAGUGGUAAAGAAGUUGAUUGGGUUCAGUGUGAUGGUGGCUGCGAAGGUUGGUUCCAUAUGCAUUGUGUUGGUUUGGAUCGUACAGAAAUUGCUGAAGAAGACGAUUAUAUUUGUAGCAAUUGUAAAGAAGUCGAUCAAAAUGCAUCGCAUUGUAGUCGAGAUCUGCGCUAGAUCUGACUGAAUCAUUAGGUAUGGAUGCACUUCUUUCCCUUUCUUAGCCCCAGGGAUACCACGGCAGCACCACCGACACUGAAGCAGGCGUCUAGAAAAGCGAAAUCCCUUGUCCUAGGAUUUAUUAGUCCACUUCAUGUCGUCCGUUAGCUCUGUACGAGAUUCCGGGGGUGUUUCUGAUAAUUACGACUCUCGAUCUAAAAACUCGCGAUACGAAAAUUAAUGUUUAUGUGAUUGUCUCUAAACCAUUAUCUAAGAAACCAGCGAUAUUAUUCGAGGUCGUACAUUAUUCGAUUACUACAGUUUUACGAGCAGACAAACUUAAAAAGUUAAGUAUUAUAGUAUAGUCGAAUUACAACACACCGAUUACACAUUAUGAUAAACGUUUCCUGUUAACAGUGACUUUCGUUUAUAUAUUGCGAUUAUAUUUUUUUUAGAUACUGGUAGUACCACUAGUCAAUCAUAUAUUUGCAUUUAUAUCAAUAUGUAAAAUUUUCGUUCACGUAAAUACGAAUAAUGUUGCACAAUGUAUAAUAAUAUCAAAGAAAUCGUUUUUUUCCGUGCUUCCAUAUGCGCGUACACUAUAUGCACGUCCUCGAAAUUCGAUUGUACAGAGAUAAGCGCCCAUUUUACUUCAAUCUUCACGACUGUGAGAGUAUUUGUCUUUAUGUCUUCAUUGAAUUUGUUCUUUUUUUUUUUAAUUAUCAACUUUGCAUAUUUCGCGCCGAGAUGAAUCACGGAUGAACCGUUGAUAUACAUCAUUUUCAUAAUUUUAUAAUUUGUAGAAAAAAUGUUUUCGACAUUAUUAUUUUACGUGUAUUGCAUCACACUGUGAAUGAUCGAAUGAAACAGUUUUCUACGCGAGAUGAAAGAUCUGCAAUCACGUAUCCUUUCAAGCGAUGUUAACAACGCGAUCCGUAAUAUGUGUUACCUUAUUUUAUCCAUUGGACAUUGGAUAGACAUUGGAUAGAUUCCAAAAUGGGAAAAUAUCGCGAGUUAAAGUGACCUGAACAGUGAGUGAUACGUCGUGAGAACGUUUUCAGUCUAUUGAUAAAAUUUGAAAUCAAUCAAUUUCGAAAUAUUGUGUCGUGUUAUGACAGAAAGGGAUUUGGUCGGUCUUUUAUACCGGCUUUUAAGUGUCUCUUGAGCGCACAAAGCGAGGAUUUUCUUUGCGCCAAGUAUAUUAUGUACAGAAUAAAGUAAGAGAUGUGUGUAUUAUGAUUAUAUAUAUAUAGGAUGUAUUAAAACUAUCGGAUGGCUUUAAUAGCAAUUUCUCCGGUCAAUUUGGAGACAAUUUUUCCUUUGCGAAAAGAUAAUAAUUUCCAUGUAUGACAACGAUAAAAUAAACAAAAUAAAUUAU